AUGACGAACCUAGGGAAAAUAUUAAUACCUCCUUCUCCAAACUGGUUCAAUUAUCAUUCAAUAUGCUUAGAUUCAAAGUCUGGAUGGUAUUCUUUUUGCACAAAAAAUAGUAUAAUAAUUGGAAAUAUUAAAAACUAUUAUUAUGGAUCUAUACCCUGUGGAUUAAAAAGUAGACCUAAUGCAGUUUAUAUUAUUGAAAAAAAGAGGUAUGAACAUAAUUUAAAGAAGAACUCAGUAUCUAAUAAUAAUAAAUGCCAUCAAGAUAUGAAUAAGAUUAUUAGUGAUGAAGAUAGUGACAAAUAUCCUGCAACUUAUAUGACAAGUUCAAUACUUUUGUGUGCUAGCCAUAAUGACAAGGUAACAAGAUUAUGGAAUAUUGAAUAUGAUAAGGACAAAAGUUUGAAUUUAAGAUGUGAAUUACUUGUUUGGAAUAAUAGUCAUAAGUAUAAUUGCAACGCAGUUUUGAUAGCAGAUAAUUUAGUUAUAACGGGUGAUGAGAAAGGCAGAAUAAUAUCUUUUGAAUAUUUGAGUAUAUUAAAUAGUAAGAAGUAUAAAAAGCAAAUAGAAUCAUUAAUUUGUGAUUAUUGUCCAUUAGAAUCUUCAAUUACUGUAAUGAAACAGAUAGAUAAGCGUUUGUUUGAUAAUAAAGUAAUUAUAGCUAUUGGUUAUUCAAACGGUUCAAUUUUAAUGAUUGAUAUUUAUAAUUCAAAUAUUUUGAAAGAUUUCGGUUAUCACUCAACUAUUGGUAAUAAAGUUACUUGUAUUUCUUUUAUAUAUAGAGUUAGUCAAGAGAAUAAAGAAUUUUAUUUAAAAUAUCAUAGCAUAGAAGGGCCUAUACAUAACCAGAUACCAAAAGUUACAGCUAAUUUUGCAUUACCUCAUACAUCUGAAAAAUUCACACUAUCAUCAAAUAUAUUGGCUAUAAAUUAUUCAUGUUUAAUGGUUACAUCUGGUAUUGAUAAUACAACCACAGUUUGGGAUAUAAUGGAUGAACUAUCUCCAAAAAGGUAUUCAGAUAUUCCAAAAAAAUUAAAAAUUAGAUAA
Molecule: messenger RNA, 1044 nt
Organism: Cryptosporidium muris RN66
Lineage: Eukaryota; Apicomplexa; Conoidasida; Eucoccidiorida; Cryptosporidiidae
Exons: 1
Coding region: 1-1044 (347 amino acids)
Molecular function (GO): protein binding
Source: RefSeq, a predicted model, not a curated record